This is a messenger RNA of Prorocentrum cordatum, 1032 nucleotides long. The record is from the annotation of a GenBank genome assembly. NCBI's taxonomy places the organism in Eukaryota, Dinophyceae, Prorocentrales, Prorocentraceae.
CGGCGAGCAGAAAGGCCCGAGAUGUUGUCCCCAGGAAGGGGUCGAGAUGUUGGAUGCCCGCGCGUAGAACUGAUGAGGACCUCGGUGCCGCGAGGGCCCUCUUCCCCUUCCUUUCGUACGACGCCUGCUCAAGAUAAGCCGGCUCAAGCACACGGCUCUUCUCUCGGGGCUCAGAUGAGCCGCCCUACAUGUCUUCACCUUACCGCGCGGAACACAUGAAGCGGGUGCAUUUCCUCGGGCUUCUAUCGCUACUGCUCCUUCAGAAGGGGAGCCAUGCGCUGCUUCUCAGUCUCGAGGCAGCGCAGGGCAACGUCGCCAGGUCCAAAGCAGCGCAGCCGCCCUCAGCCCAGGUGGCUUUCUACAUGAAAGGGGCCCGCGUGCUGCCGAAGCCCGACGUGGACCAGAGGAGCAAGAACGCCCAGGACGCGAAGCAUGGCGAAGGAGACGCCCAGCCAGAUCCCGGCGACGUGUUUGCGACCCCCGACACGUCCACAACCUCGGUGUUCCCGCCAGAGGACAAGCUGCUGGCCUACGACGCCGAGGGGAAGGCCAAGAAGUUCCCCGUAUGGGCCAGAUGCCUCGUGUCGGGGACAGGGGUGCUCGCCGUGAUGGCGCUGGUGUAUUUUUAUCCCAGGAAGCAGCCUGUGACCCUCUAAGAGGCCGCCGGGGCGCUCGUGUCGAGCGGCCUCUCGGCUUGAGUGCGUCGAGUGCGCGUGUCAGCAGGUUGCAGCAUAAUUACCUGGCGGACCAGGAGCCGCCUGGGUGGUCUCCUGCUCUGGAACAAAAAGAUCCAUAGGAAUUCCUGGGCCUUCUUGGAGUCUCAGCUUCGAGGAGCCUCAGCUUCACGUCCUGAAGCAAGAUGUCCAGCAGAAUCUCCCAACGCCCAUGCCUACCAUAGCGAUCGUUGUUCGAGCUCGGUACGUCCAGUUGGUGCCUGCCGAGCAAGCGCCCACACCUCCGACGUAGCGUUUCGCUGAACAGCACGUCUGGGAGCCUUGAAUCUGAAACGCACUGAUCAAUCUAUAGGCGGUG